Messenger RNA from Archocentrus centrarchus (flier cichlid), 6930 nucleotides. It is a transcript of the gene arap1, whose product is annotated as ArfGAP with RhoGAP domain, ankyrin repeat and PH domain 1. The transcript has 34 exons. The record is from RefSeq and is a predicted model, not a curated record. Lineage: Eukaryota; Metazoa; Chordata; Actinopteri; Cichliformes; Cichlidae. The coding region runs from base 210 to 4979 and encodes 1589 amino acids. Gene Ontology annotation, cellular component: cytoplasm. Gene Ontology annotation, biological process: regulation of cell shape; positive regulation of GTPase activity; signal transduction. Gene Ontology annotation, molecular function: phosphatidylinositol-3,4,5-trisphosphate binding; GTPase activator activity; protein binding.
UUCGUCCGCGAGAAAAAAAAAAAAAAGCCUUAUUCGCUAUUCGGCGACGCAGUUUCUUCUAAUUCCUCCUCGAAGACAAACCCAACCCAGUGUGUUUCAGUGAGAAGGACACUGAAGACUGGAAAGGGUUGUGUGACCAUGAUCUGACACAUUGAGGUCUGCAUUUUCUCCGUGGACUCUCACGUGCAGCACACGCAAACACGUCAGCCAUGUCUCAGUCUGAAUCUUGUGCAAAUGUGGGGGAAUGGCUGGGCAUACUUCGCCUGGAGCAAUAUUCUGAUGCAUUUCAGAGCGCCGGAUUGGCAACGUUAGAACAGUGUCGCAGCCUUACACCAGAUAAGCUGGAGUGGAUGGGCAUCACUCUGCCAGGUCACCAGAGACGCAUCUUGGCAAGUCUGAACAAAACACACGGAAAUCGUGAUGCACACACCCUUGGACAGUGCGAGCGAUCGGAGAAAACGGGAAGUGCCGAAAUCUUGGGGAGAGAAAGACCUGUGCCUGUCCCGCCAGGAGAAAAAUCUCUACUUCAGGACAAUGUGAAACAAGAUGGAGAGACUUUGAGGCCUACACCGAGGAAGCGAGAGAAACCAGUACCCAGAGAAAGACAAGUGUCCAGAAUGCAGGAGAACAGUGGAGAAGGAGAAAGGCCAGUCCCUGGAAAAAGACAGAUGGUACCUAGAAACAGAGAGGAGAAAGAGAGGAAUGGAGGGCUAGACGGAGAGAGGGAGAAGCCUGUGCCAAAAGAAAGGACUAAGUUUCACCUUACUACUGAAGUCGACUUGCACCGCAGCUCCCCUCCAGCUACGGACACCUCUUUACCCCCUGUUCCCCCUCGAAGCACUCCCAACUGCCCUCCACAGCGCUUCAUCUUACCCUCCGUUCAAACCCCUGGCUCCCCUAAACUAGAAAGAUGUGAGGUCAGAGCUUUACAGUGCCAAUCUGUGUCCCCAUGUUCCUCCCCUAUACCCACACAAGCACCAUCCUACCCUCCAAACCUCCCCUCUGCCCUGAAUAGGCCUCAGACAUUAGCCAUUCAGCUGCCUGCCCAACACCUAAGAAGUGAAGAAGGAAGAUCUUCACCUGUUUCUCCCAUGCACUCCCCCAUCAAUGACAGAAAUAUUCCACCUCUUCCUCCAAAAGCAGGAACAGCAUCUAAAGGCCCUCCACCAAUCCGUCAGCGGUUUCCUGCUCAGUCUCCCAGAGCUCAGAGCCCAUCUCCUACCAAGACAGGCACUGAUGACACACAGAAAGACCAAACUCCACAGAUCCCACCUCGCAUUAGGCCACCCAAAACUCACGAAAACCUACAACAGUUAACUCAGCCUGACAUACAGCCAGCUCUGCCUGCUAGAAGGAUCCCCCAACCUCCCAGUGAAUACAUGAUGGGUACGGUCAAUGAAAAUUCUGAUGACUACGAGGAUCCAGACAUAUUUGGUCUUUCUCUUCAUCGAAGUAACCCACCAGACAGGGAUAUGUCCCUGCAAGUGCCCGACCACUCAAAGAAGCGGCCAAGUUCUCUUUACAGUGAGGAUGGGCUGGUCGACGAUUAUGAGUAUGAAGGGGAUCUCCCCAGCCAGCAAGGCAGUUUUUACCUGCCAAACUCUGGCAUAUUGACUCCAGCCAUUAAAGAAGACACCUCUCAGCUUUCUGCUGUCAUUAAGAUGGGCUGGCUGGACAAGAAUCCACCUCAGGGGGCUAUUUAUUAUCAGAAACGAUGGGUAAAGCUAGAUGCUGACUACCUGAGAUACUUUGACAGCGACAAGGAUGUGUAUUCUAAGGGGAUAAUCUCAACAGCAUUCAUCACUAAUGUGACCACUGUGGGGGAGCUGAAGUUUGAAGUUGGUACAAACAAUCGAACCUUUAUCUUUAGGGCUGAAAGUGAAGCUGAAAGAAAUGAUUGGGUGACUGUACUGCAGGGGUGCACCAGGGGGCGCCAAAGGCACACUGUCAUGAACCCUGGUUCACCUUUCUCCCCUGACUGUCAGGGCUAUUUGGAACUAAAAGGGUUACGCUCCAAACUUUAUACCGUUGUCGCCUCAGAUAAAGUUUUCCUCUACAAAAAUGUCGAUGAUUAUCGUAUUGGAAUUGGUAUCACAUCUAUUGAGAUGAAUGUAGGAAACAUAAAAAUUUCAGAACGUCGAAGCUUUGAUCUCACCACACCUUAUCGCAUAUUUAGUUUCAUCGCAGAGUCAGAGCAGAUGAGAGACCAGUGGGUAGAUGCUAUGCGGAAAGCCAUAGCUGAAGCAUUGUCUAAUAGCGAAGUGGCUGAGCGGAUCUGGGCGGAGCCUAGCAACAGUCACUGUGCUGACUGUGGAGCACCGAAGCCGGAGUGGGCAGCCAUCAACUUGUGUGUGGUGGUCUGCAAACAGUGUGCAGGAGAGCACAGAGGAUUAGGUCCUAGCAUCUCGAAAGUUCGGAGUCUGAAGAUGGAUAAGAAAGUCUGGACAGAGGAGCUUAUUCAGUUAUUCCUGAUGAUAGGCAACGAGCGGGCGAACAGUUUCUGGGCAGCUAAUGUCCCGCCAAGUGAAGCUCUAACGCUCUCUAGCUGCAACGAAGACAGACGACGCUUUAUCACCAACAAAUAUCGCCAGGGCAAAUAUAGGAGGUACCACCCUCUGUAUGGAAACCAGACUGAGCUCAAUAACGCUCUUUGUAUAAAUGUGCAGUGCAGUGAUGUACUGGAGACGCUGAGCCUGAUUUUCUGUGGUGCAGAUGUGAAUUGUUCAACUGGGCUGGAAAGCCAACCCUCCCCCCUCUCCCUGGCCACCGCACACUCGCAGCCCCUGCAGGCUGAGUUAUUGAACCAUAAUCUGAACACAGAGCUGCCACGAUCAGAAGGGAUCGAGGCUAUGGACCCAGAACCUUACCCCAAACCACCUUCUGUGUCUCACAAUGGCUUCCUAUUCAAAACUCCAUCCAUGGCUCGAGCUGUCACAGAACGCAAGGCCAAAGAGGAGUUCAGUCGUCGCUGGUGCACGCUAAUUGAUGAAGUUUUCAGCUACUACGAAAGUGACAAGAACUCAAAUCCUAAUGGAGUUCUCAAGGCUUCAGAGAUCGUCUGUCUGGCUGUGGACACCCCUGAGAAACAUGGGUAUGACUAUACCUUUGAAAUUUACUCAGAAUCAGAGCGUCUCUACCUGUUUGGCACUGAUGACCCAGAAAGCCACAAGCAUUGGGUCAAGUCUAUCGCCAAGAGCUUUAUUCCAGCCAGUGCAGAGCCUUUGCUGAGAUUGGGGUUUGAGAGGAUUGGGAAGCUGAAAUGUAAAGACGGCUUGAACCUACAAAGUUCCAAAGUCGGGUGGUUUGCUCUGGAGGGGUCCGUACUUCACGUUUACCUGGAGGGAAGCCAGGUGGAGGAGAUCCAACUUCGCAAACUGAAUGAACUCUCAAUUCAGCAAGACAAUGAAGUGCUAGUUCUGGUGGAGAAAGGCAGAACUCUGUACAUAAAGGGAAAGAGAAAGUUGGAUUUUUCUUGCUGGUGUGCAGCUAUCCAGGCGGCAGCGGGGAGUGGAGGAGACACGCUGAAUGAGCAACAGCUCACAGAGACAGACAUACCUGUGAUAGUACACAGCUGCAUUCGCUAUAUCACACAGUGUGGUAUGACAUCAGAGGGGAUUUAUCGCAAGAGCGGAGUGAACUCUCGCGUGACCGCUCUGUGCGAGAGAUUUCGUAAUGAUGCUCGCAGCCUUUGUCUAAGGGAAGGAGAGCACCAGGUGGACGACGUCUCCAACACACUCAAACGCUUUUUCAGGGAGUUAGGAGAGGGACUGUUCACAUCAGAGGACUCCUGCUCCUGGCUCAGCACUGCAACCAUUCAGGACGAAAGUGAGAAAAUCUCCCAAUACAAGCACUUAUUGAACAAACUGCCUCAUGUCAACAAGGCAACACUACAAGCCCUUAUCAACCAUCUCUAUUGCGUGCAGCAUUUUUGUGAGAUGAACCAGAUGAACAUCCAUAACCUGGCCAUCGUGUUCGGUCCCACACUGUUCCAGACUGACGGGAAGGACUACGCCGCUGGCCGCGCCAUUGAGGACCUCAUAGAGCACUACAAACUCAUCUUUGAGGUGGAUGAGCAGCAACUGCAGAAGCACAUAGACGAAAUCCACGCUAUCAUCAAAAUGCGAGGAAACCAUAAGUGCCCUAUGGCCUCUGAACGAGGAGGCGACUUCAUUUGUACAGUGUACCUGGAAGAAAACAAGCCCACCGCAGAGCAGCAUGUAAAGAUCCCUGGCUCUAUGACAGCAGCAGAGCUCGUAUGUGAUAUGUUGGACCGGCGUAACAUCCCAGUUAAAGAAAAAGAGUACUGGAGCUGCUGGGAAAUCUGCAGCAAGGAGGAAAUGGAACGUCCGCUGCACUAUCAGGAGCGAGUCUUACCCAUUGUUCACUCCGUCGGCACCGAGUCUCAUCUGCUUAUCAAGAAACACCUCGCUAUGGAGGCCAUUAUUCAUUACCUGACCAGUAAAGGGGAUGCAUCCAAACACGGGAUGAUAAAAUUCAGAGAGGAGCGAAGCCUCCUGGGCUUGGGGCUUCCCACUGGAAAUUUCCAUGACCGUUAUUUCAUCCUCAAUACCACCUCGCUCAGAAUGUACAAGGACGUCAGAAGUAACCGUCCAGAACGUGAUUGGCCAGUGAAAAAUUUAAAGGUUUACCUAGGUAUCAAGAAGAAACUCCGUCCUCCCACAUGUUGGGGACUGACAGUUCUGUAUGAGACCAAGAAGCCAGAGCGACAGCAGUGGUAUCUCUGCUGUAACACCCAGUCAGAAGUGAGGGAGUGGUAUGCUACGUUUCUCAGUAUCCAGUAUGAUGGUGACGUGUGGCCUCAGGAAGGACUCCAGAAUAAGCGUGUGAGUCGUGAGUUGCCAGAUACGCGUCAUGGUAGCGUGUCGCUGAUCCCACUGCGUGGCAGUGAGAAUGAGAUGCGGAACAGCGUAGCCGCUUUCAGCCAAGACCCGCUUGCUCUCUUUAGAGAUGUUCGAUAAUGGUCUCAGCAGGAAGGCUGGAUCGUCAGCUUCAUCAGACGUCCUCUAGACAUUCCAGGGACUUCAUCAUUCUGCGGGUGUACACACCAGAGCGGCUCUGAGAAAAACACUUGUGCUGUUUGCGGAUAACGGCCUUACACUUUGAAUAUGUGCUGGAACAAGAAGUUCAACGGACAACAGACUCGCACUGCUUUCCAUGCACAGAUGAACUUUAGUCGAUGCACAAAAGCAGUGGCUCGGAGCUCUGGCUUAAAAAUAGAAGAGAAACAGUUUGUUGGACCGCAAUCACCCUGAAGAGGCCCUGAAUCGAUUCCAGCCUCAUUUGCACCCAUCGUUACCACUGGACUCAUGAGAGAAACCUUUAUUCCUUUAAUGCUUUUUUGUUGUUGUUGUUAUUGUUGUCACAAAAAGACGUAUUAGAUGCAGUAAAACUAGGCACAAGAAUGGUGUGCUUAGCAAGUUUUUGUUGUAGAGAACAAAAGUUUGACAUUCAUUUGUAGCUCAAUCAUUUUUUUAAAAAGUAUUUUCUGUACUACUUGCUCAACAACUGAUCAGAUCAGUGUGAAGUUUAAAUGAAGUAAUUGUAGCCAUUGUAAAGGUCAUAUCAGAGGAGGCUCUGACCUGAUAUACUCUGGAGUUUCUUCCGAGGGGACUAAACUGGACUUGAAAAUGACAGCUGAUGGAUGAUGUUAUCCACAGGGCAUUGGCCAGUCCUGUGGAAAAUUUUAGUCUGAGUUCCUUUUUUUUUUUUUUGUGCUUGUUGCCACUUUUUUGCAUAUGUGCAGUACUUUUGCAUACUGUGCGUUUAUGUGGGGAUGUGAAAUCAGAACUUUUGGGGAGUAAAGGAUUUUUUUCUCUUGUUUAUCACAGGCACUGCCUUCUCUUUGUAGGUGCUUUUUUUAAAACUCCUGGGCUACAAAAUGCAGCACAUUAACCAGCAGUAUUUAUAAAGUUUUAGAUUGUGAAUUAGUCACUUUUCUUUUUUGUUCUUUAUGCACAGCUUCGAAUCUUUGCAGCAGUGCGUUUUUAUAGUCAGAAGCACAAAAGUGGUGCUGGAAAAUCUGUGGGUACAAGAAUCAAAGUGCUUUACAAUACACCGUCAUUCCUUCUACAUGCGUCCAAGCUUGUAUAUAUUUCGUGUAAAGAAUGAAGCUGUCAACAGUUGCCUUACUACCUUCAUCCUUACUUCUUUUUAAUGUUGCCUGGAUGCCACCUUAAUGUAAAGACUUAUUUAUUUUGACAGCAGAGGACGCUGUGAUGCCGUGUUUUCUCAACCUGAGUUGGUGAUGACCUUCAUCUACAUGUCUGAACGCCUUGAAGUUGCGUACCUGUGAAGAGUGUGUAUUUACAGUAGUUACAUGUGUGCCAUUAACUGCCCUCUGACCUCAGCAGUAGUUGAUAGGACUCAACUGUGUAAUAACAUUGUAUGCAAAGUAUUCACUCUGUACUUCUCAAUGGUUUAUUGUUUUACAACAUUGAUUUAGAGUGGAUAUAUUUACUUUAACAAAGGUUAUUGAUGCUGAUCAUCAGAUUUUAGUUUGCAGGUUUAAAGGUAGCAUAUUAUAAGUUGUAACUUUCAGGUACAGGUGUGAUCUAACCACAUCAUUUUUCGCACCGGGGUUGCUUAAAAAUAAUCUCUUUUAUGUGAUUUUUUUUAAAUACUUAGCUGUACUAUUGAUGUGUUAAAAAUACACAAUUGAUUAUUUUACAGUUUUCAUUUGUAAUCUGGACACAUUUGUAGUAUUUUUUUUUUUAAUUUUAAUCAUUAUUAUUCCUUUUACACAUUACAAUUCAAAGUUGCAAAACAAAAGCCCAACAGAGCUUGUUACACUUUGUUGUGAUACUUCUUAUAUAUAGUGUUUCUCUUUGUGUCUGCCUUUCAUAUUCUGUUACUGUGCAUUUUACAAAUUAUUGCAUCUCUAAAACUCUAAUUAAACACAUUUGGCUAGUU